CUACAAUCAAAUUCGAAAGACGAUUCUCCUAUUCCGUAAGUGUUGCUGACCGGACCCGGAGUAGCGACAUUUAUCGAGUUUUCACUGUACGUAUCUGAGAGACGGUUUUCGUGUUAAAAUAUGUGGGAAGAAAUGACAGAGAAAAAACUUUUGGAAAUAGCAGCUGCACACAGUGGUUUGGUAGUAUUUGAAGGCUGUCGAACAAUUUUACGUAAAGAUUAUAAAAAUAUGACUGGAAAAGUCAAGAUAAUAUGUGGUGGUAGAAUUGAAAAUAAAUUACCAUAUACAGAAUGUGUAGGUCCUGGUAUGUUGACAGCUGCAAUUUUAGGAAGUACUUCUGCACCUCCACAAAAUAUUAUAUCGAGAGUUAUUGAAGAAUUUGAAUUUGAUUAUUCUUCCGGGAUAUUGUUAAUCAUAGAUAAUUACGCAGAGUAUCCGAUAAAUUUUAAUCUAGCUAAAUUUUACGCAGAGGGAAAGGGAUAUAUUGUCAAAGUAAUUCAAAUACCUACAAAUUAUUUAUUAUCUAUUACCAAGGAACAAAGUUUCUUAGUAUUACUUUUUCUAUAUAAAAUAGCUGGAGCUAUGUCGGAAGAAGGAAAAACCAUAGAUGAGAUUUAUAAUAUUUGCAAAUAUGUCGUAACUAGCGGAGAAAUAGUUUCUUUGAAAACAGCGUAUGAAAAUAUUCACGAAGAAUGUGAAAUGGAGGUGUUUUCAAAUUUAGCUAAGGAAAUAUUUAAAUCUACGAACCAAGAUGAAAGAACUAAGAAAAUAUAUGAAACAAACGCUCCAUUUUCUAUUAAUGCACGCACAAAUGAUAUUGCAAUUAUGACCACUGAUACGCUUGAUAUAAAAAUGAAAGGCCCAAUAAUAAAUGAUGAAUCUGGGAAAAUAUUUGUAUCAAUUAUACUAAUGGCGUGCGAAGCAAUAAUAGCAUGCAUAAGACAAUUGAAUAGAAUGGAUCAAGAAUUUGGAAAUGGAGAUUAUGGUACAAAUAUUGCUUGUGGAGCCCAAGUUGUAAAAGAUAAUAUUCAGGAGAAUAAAAUAUUGGGGAUAAAUCCAUAUGCAACCUUUAUGCAAAUUGGUCAUAUUAUUCACAGAACAGUGAAUGGUUUGCAUGGAAAACUUUAUGCUCUAUUUUUGUUUAAUAUUGCUAAAGUUUUUUCAGAAUAUGAAAGCAAUAAACAAAUGACAGCUGAUAUGUGGUUCGAUGCGCUGAUAGUUGCCUGUAAAGAGAUGGAACAAAUUCAAUUACCCAAUAUAGCAGAACGAUCUAUGAUAUCUGCUUUGGUAGAAGUACAAUUACAUUUAACAAAUGUAUUAAAUGAAAAUGUAGACCCUAUCAACGCGUUUGGUGUAGCUGUAAGAACAGCUGAAAAGUUUGCUAUGAAUACUUUUAUUUAACAUAUGUUACAGAAAUUGAAAUAUCCUUAUCCUCAAGCACAUGCUAUAGGUAUAUGGAUGAGAGCUGCAUUUGAAGAUGGACAAUAUGAAUGUGAAGGAUGCCAAAGUAUUGGUAAUGUAAAAUAUUUGAGUAAUGAACAUGAAACUAGGACAUCGUUCCUUUCUGCUCAACAAUCAUUAACACAAGAUGUUUGGUGUUUGUUAAAGCAUGCUUGUUUUAGGAGUUUAAGUUGCGAGGUACAUCCCGGCAAAGAAGGUGUUUGCUACUUUGGAGAUGAAUACAGGGGGCAUGUUUUAAGUCAUACGUUUACGUUAAAAGAUGCCCAGGCAAGAGGUUUUCGAAGGUGGUGCAGUUUUAUCGUAUUCAUGAGAGACAAACAGUUUCUUUUAAAUAUGUGGCCAUUUUUAGUUGACAAUUUGAAGGAAGUAAUUCGUGAAUUACAAGAUUUCGCUGAAAAAAAGUACAACGCAGAGGAAGCGGAAUGUCCGCAAAGAAUUGUUCGUUUAACAACGGCUAAUAAUGGAUCGAGAUCAUAUAAUAAUUUGAACAAACAACCGAGAACUUUUAGUGAUAUAACUAACGAGAAACAUGUUUUUAUAAGAAUCCACAUGUGGCUGGUAUGGAUUCUUAGCGCAGGAGCAAGACAUUUUAUAGAAAUUUUUCCCAUGAGCUUUUUAGACGAUGAACUGAGUUACAAUUUGGGGCAUCAAAUUGAAACUGAAGAAGGAUUUACUUUGGUAAAUGCUAAAUUACCUGUAAAUUUAAAUUUGAAUUCAAACGAAUCGGAAGCAAUAUCAGAGUUCUCGGAAGUUUUAGAAAAAUCUACUACAGUGAUACUCAGAAAUUUAAGAAGUAUAUUAGGAAAGGAUCAAUUUAGGCAACUUUUAUAUUCCAGUUUAACAGGUGUACAAAUUUUGGUAAGAGGUCCAAGUAUUCAAAGGUUGGAAUCUUUAUAUGGACUUAGUUCUCUUAUUCCAUGUGCGUGUCGAAGAGUCAAGGCUCGAGCGACAGAAUAUAUGGAUCCUAAUAAGUGUAACUUUAUUGGUAUGGACACUUCGGUGGCUGUUCCUCUACCUUGUGCAAGUGUAUGUAGAUUAGAUAUUAUAUCUGAUGAACAUAAAGUUGAAAACACACAGUCACAUAUCGUCAGAUGGACGGGUUCGUUGCCACUGAAACUUCCAACAUUACUAACGAAGAUUGAAAAAUCCCUUGACAAUGAAAUACUUGGGAAUUCUACCCUUAAAGCACAUUUUGCCGCAUUACAGGAGGAAUGGGCGAACAUUGCAAAAGUUGUUCAUGCCAUGCGAGGCCGUGGUCAUAGCGGAGACCUUUCUGGACUUAUGCUUAGUUUAGGUGCUGGUCCUCACGAUAAAAAAUUGCUAGAUGCUUGGUCGAUGGGCUUGCCACCAAACCCAGCAUAAUCUUUUAUUUAAUUGACAAUAUUUUAUGCAUUGUAGAGUACUAUUGGGUUUCAUAUAAUUUAAUGUAUGAUAUGUAUUCUCUUAUAUCUUCAAUUUGUUCUUCAAUAUUUAUAUAUUUAAGGUUGUGCAUCAUUUUUGUAUUUAUAAUAUAGUAAAAAAU
This is a messenger RNA of Colletes gigas, 2983 nucleotides long. RefSeq lists its product as uncharacterized. Gene Ontology annotation, cellular component: cytosol. The record is from RefSeq and is a predicted model, not a curated record. Gene Ontology annotation, molecular function: glycerone kinase activity; GTPase activator activity. Gene Ontology annotation, biological process: glycerol metabolic process; positive regulation of TORC1 signaling; negative regulation of transcription by RNA polymerase II. The transcript is spliced from 15 exons. NCBI's taxonomy places the organism in Eukaryota, Metazoa, Arthropoda, Insecta, Hymenoptera, Colletidae.